CUCUAACACAUAAUCAUUAUUGUACGAGGUUUGGAAAUAAAAUAAAAAUGGAUGCAGGUGAUCUUUAUAAAGUUAGCAAUAGCAUUAGAUCAAACAGCUCCAACAUAUGGAGAAAUACGGGCAUGGAGGCCUUCUCACGCUCUGCACGUGAAGAAGAUGAUGAGGAAGCCUUAAAAUGGGCCGCACUUGAAAAGCUGCCCACUUUCGAUCGUCUGAGGAAAGGUCUUUUGUUCGGGUCAAAAGGUGCUAACGAGGUAGAUGUUCGUAAUCUCGGCUUUGAAGACAAGAGGACUUUGAUCCAGAGGCUGGUUAAUACCGUGGAAGAAGAUAAUGAGAAAUUUUUGUUGAAGCUAAGAGACAGAAUUGAUAGAGUGGGCAUUGAUAUGCCAACAAUUGAAGUUAGAUAUGAGUAUCUAAACAUUGGUGCGGAAGCCUACAGUGCAAGCAGGGCUCUGCCUACUUUUCUCAAUUUCAACAUCAAUCUUGUUGAGGGAAUAUUGAACAGUCUGCACAUACUUCCAAGUCGAAAAAAACCAUUCACAAUCCUAAAGAAUGUGAGUGGUAUUAUAAAACCCUGCAGGAUGACUUUGCUCUUAGGCCCUCCAAGCUCUGGCAAAACUACCCUUUUGUUAGCUCUCGCUGGGAAGCUCGAUCCCACUCUUAAAGUUUCGGGUAAUGUGACAUAUAAUGGACACGGAAUGCAAGAAUUCGUACCCCAAAGAACUGCGGCGUACAUUAGCCAACACGAUCUGCAUAUCGGUGAAAUGACUGUCAGAGAAACUUUAGCAUUUUCUGCUAGAUGCCAAGGUGUUGGCUCUCGAUACGAAAUGCUGGCAGAGCUGUCAAGGAGAGAGAAAGCAGCAAACAUCAAACCAGAUCCUGAUAUUGACAUCUUCAUGAAGGCAGUGGCCACUGAAGGCGACGAAGCAAAUGUCGUCACAGAUUACGUCCUAAAGGUUUUGGGCCUCGAUAUUUGUGCCGAUACUUUGGUCGGGGAUGAGAAUAUAAGGGGAAUCUCCGGCGGCCAGAAAAAACGUGUCACAACUGGAGAAAUGAUUGUUGGGCCAGCAAAUGCUCUCUUCAUGGACGAGAUAUCCACUGGACUCGAUAGCUCGACUACUUACCAAAUCGUGAACAUUCUAAGACAACAAGUCCACAUAAUGAAGGGCACUGCUUUAAUCUCCCUCUUGCAGCCGGCACCCGAGACGUACAACUUGUUUGAUGACAUAGUCCUCUUGUCAGAUGGACAGAUAGUCUAUCAGGGCCCACGUGAACAAGUGCUCGAUUUUUUCGAGUCCAUGGGCUUCAAAUGCCCACAAAGAAAAGGAGUGGCUGAUUUCUUACAAGAAGUGACCUCAAAGAAAGACCAGGCGCAAUACUGGGCAAGUAAAGACGAGCCUUACAGAUUCAUUUCAGUUAGCGAAUUUGCAGAGGCUUUUCAGUCGUCUCCUGUCGGCCGAACGCUCGAGGAUGAGCUGGCGGUUCCAUUUGAUAAGAAAAAAAGUCAUCCAGCCGCUUUGACCACGAAAAUGUUCGGCUUGGGUAAAAAAGAACUCCUCAAGGCAUGCACCGAAAGAGAAAUCUUGUUGAUGAAGAGAAACUCGUUCGUCUUCUUCUUCAAGAUUUUUCAGAUUACUAUGGUGUCCUUUAUUGCAAUGUCGGUUUUCUUUCGAACGGAGAUGAAAAAAGACACAGUAGGAGAUGCUGGCAUAUACACGGGAGCUCUAUUUUUCGCGGUUAUAAUGAUUAUGUUCAACGGUUUGUCCGAGCUAGCGAUGACAAUUAAUAAACUUCCGGUAUUUUACAAGCAACGGGACAUGUUCUUCUUCCCUGCAUGGACUUACGGUCUCCCAUCAUGCCUAUUGAAAAUACCCGUCACUUUAAUUGAAGUUGCCAUAUGGACAUUCCUCACUUAUUACACCAUAGGUCUUGAUCCUAACAUAACAAGGUUUGCAAAGCAUUACCUGCUGCUUUUAUUCGUUAGCCAAUCGGCUUUAUCGUUGUUCCGAUUUAUUGGGGCGGCUGGGAGGAACAUGGUCAUUGCAAACACGUUCGGCUUAUUUGCUCUCCUAUUGUUGUUUGCGCUAGGUGGCUUUGUUCUGUCAAGAAAUGAUGUGAAGGGGUGGUGGAUAUGGGGCUACUGGUCCUCAUCUUUGAUGUAUGCUCAGAACGCGAUUCUCGCAAACGAGUUUACGGCGCACAGCUGGAGCAAAUUGGUAAAUGGGACAAAGUUGGGGACCUUAGCAAUGCAGUCCCGUGGGUUCUUUCCUGAAGAAUACUGGUAUUGGCUAGGACUUGGGGGCUUGGUUGGAUUUAUAUUCCUAUACAACAUCCUCUUCAUCAUAUCUCUUGCAUUUCUCGACCCUUAUGAGAAGCCUCAGGCCGUACUACCGCAAGAAAAUGAAGAGGUUGAGUCCCGACAUUCGGAUGCCAUUGAGCCUGUUGAGAAUAAUAAAAGAGGAAUGAUACUUCCAUUUGAGCCACACUCAAUCACGUUCGAUGACAUCAGCUACUCGGUUGACAUGCCGCCUGAAAUGAAAGCCCAAGGAGCCACCGAAGACAAAUUGGAACUUCUCAAAGGCGUGAGUGGAGCUUUUAGACCCGGAGUUCUUACAGCAUUGAUGGGCGUGAGUGGGGCCGGGAAAACAACUCUGAUGGACGUUUUAGCCGGAAGAAAAACCGGAGGAUAUAUUGACGGGAACAUAACCAUCUCUGGAUACCCCAAAAACCAAGCCACAUUCGCUCGGAUUUCGGGUUAUUGUGAGCAAAACGACAUCCACUCGCCAAAUGUCACAGUGUACGAGUCGCUUGUAUACUCGGCUUGGCUGAGGUUGUCGCGUGAUAUCGAUGCACAGACUAGAAAGGUGUUUGUUGAAGAAGUGAUGGAACUUGUGGAGCUCACUCCGUUGGGGGGAGCUCUAGUCGGUUUGCCGGGGGUUAAUGGGCUCUCGACCGAGCAGAGAAAGAGGCUCACGAUAGCUGUCGAGUUAGUAGCCAAUCCUUCUAUAAUAUUCAUGGAUGAGCCGACAUCGGGGCUCGACGCUAGAGCUGCUGCUAUUGUGAUGAGGACUGUUAGGAACACGGUGGACACGGGAAGAACUGUCGUGUGCACCAUUCACCAGCCGAGCAUCGACAUAUUCGAAGCGUUUGAUGAGUUGUUUCUGAUGAAACGCGGAGGACAAGAAAUAUACGUGGGGCCAUUGGGUCGCCACUCGACCCAUUUGAUCAACUACUUUGAAGAAAUCGAAGGAGUGGCGAAGAUUAAGGAUGGCUACAAUCCGGCUACAUGGAUGUUGGAAGUUACUACUUCAGCACAAGAGCAACUCUUGGGCGUGGACUUCACCAAACACUACAAGAAAUCGGAUUUAUACAUGAGAAACAAAUCUCUUAUCAAAGAAUUAUCCAUCCCGCGCCCUGGCACGAAAGAUCUUUAUUUCCCAACACAAUAUUCACAGUCUUUUCUCACUCAAUGCAUUGCCUGUCUGUGGAAACAACACUGGUCAUACUGGCGCAAUCCUCCUUACACGGCCGUUAGAUUCUUAUUCACAACCUUUAUAGCCCUUAUCUUUGGGACAAUGUUUUGGGAUCUUGGUUCAAAAUGGAAUACGCAACAAGAUCUCUUCAAUGCCAUGGGUUCCAUGUAUGCAGCCAUCAACUUCUUAGGUUUCCAAUAUGGCUCCACAGUACAGCCAGUUGUGGCCAUUGAAAGAACGGUCUUUUACAGAGAAAAAGCAGCAGGGAUGUAUUCGGCUUUACCAUACGCAUUCUCACAGUUCCUCAUUGAGAUCCCAUACGUGUUUGUUCAAUCCAUUGUGUACGCUGUCAUUGUCUACUCAAUGAUGGGUUUCGAUUGGACAGCCGAAAAGUUCUUCUGGUUCAUGUAUAUCUUGUUCAUGUCAUUACUAUACUUUGUCCUCUAUGGAAUGAUGACUGUCGCUGUCACCCCUAACCACAAUGUUGCUGCCAUUAUCUCAUCUUUCUUUUACGGUCUAUGGAAUUUGUUCUCCGGAUUUAUCAUUCCACGACCAAGGAUCCCUGUUUGGUGGAGAUGGUACUACUGGGCAACCCCACUGGCUUACACACUGUACGGUUUUAUUAUUACACAAUUUGGAGAAAUUAAGGAUGUGAUGGAGACAGGUGAAACAGUUGAAGAUUUCUUGAGAAACUACUUUGGGUUUAGACACGAUAUGCUCGGAUUAGUUGCUGGCGUGCUCCUCGGAUUUGUCGUUUUAUUCACGUUCGUCUUUGCGUUCUCCAUCAAGACAUUCAACUUCCAGAGGAGAUGAAGAACAAACACUAAGAGUCUAAGAGGUUUUCUGGCAUGUGAAGGUUAACAUGCUAUUGCAUGCUUUAGGAAUUUAAACUUAUACCUAUUAAGUAGUCAUUUUAAGAACUUUGUAUAGUAAAUUUUUAGAGGUGUUGUGUGUUGUUACCUUGAAUUGAGUAAUUCAUGCAAUGUACAUUUUCAAGCUAUGUUAGUUAAUUUAUCUUUAGUUAAUCAACAACUGGGGUGUNUUU
Striga asiatica is the source of this 4518-nucleotide messenger RNA. NCBI's taxonomy places the organism in Eukaryota, Viridiplantae, Streptophyta, Magnoliopsida, Lamiales, Orobanchaceae. The record is from the annotation of a GenBank genome assembly.